Messenger RNA from Impatiens glandulifera, 1391 nucleotides. Its product is annotated as methionine aminopeptidase 1A-like. The record is from RefSeq and is a predicted model, not a curated record. The transcript has 16 exons. Gene Ontology annotation, molecular function: metalloaminopeptidase activity. Bases 45 to 1271 code for a protein of 408 amino acids. Lineage: Eukaryota; Viridiplantae; Streptophyta; Magnoliopsida; Ericales; Balsaminaceae. Gene Ontology annotation, biological process: proteolysis.
UUCAGAUCCUAAGUAUUAUAUUUGUCCAUUGACUAAUUGUGCUUAUGAUUCGUCAUACACAGAUUGCUUUCAUGACAGGAGGAUCGGAAUCUUCUGAGUCUACCUUAACGUGCGUUCAAUGUAGCAAACCUGCGCAUCUUCAGUGUCCUAAAUGUGUGGAACUAAAGUUUCCUCGGGAAAGUGCAUCAUUUUGCUCCCAAGAUUGUUUUAAGGCAUCAUGGAGUUCUCAUAAAGCAGUUCAUUCAAAGACAAAGCUGACAAGUACUUCAACUGUUGGGGAACAAGAUGCUGGUUCUCUUAAUGAUGGUUGGUUAUAUUGUUUGAGAAAAGGGCAGGAUAGGUCACCAAAUGCUCCCCAUUUUGAUUGGACGGGAACACUUAGGCCAUAUCCGAUAUCUAAAGGGCGUGUUGUACCUGCUCAUAUUGAUCUACCGGAUUGGGCAUUGGAUGGAAUCCCAAAAAUUGAGCCUAACAGUAAGUUGCAAUAUGUUAUUGAGAUAAAAUCUCCAGAUAUAAUUUCUAGAAUGAGAGAGGCUUGCAGAAUUGGUAGAGAAGUUUUGGAUGCAGCUGCUUGUGUCAUUCGUCCUGGUUUGACUACAGAUGAAAUUGAUGAAGUUGUUCAUGAAGCAACAAUUGCUGCUGGGGCAUAUCCUUCUCCAUUAAACUACAAUUUCUUUCCAAAGUCAUGCUGCAUCUCUGUUAAUGAAGUAAUAUGCCAUGGUAUUCCAGAUGCAAGGAAACUGGAGGAUGGGGAUAUUGUAAAUGUUGAUGUAUCAGUCUGUUACAAUGGUGUCCAUGGAGAUUUGAAUGAAACAUUCUUUGUUGGCAAUGUUAAUGAAGAUUCUCGGCGUCUGGUCCAGUGUACUUAUGAAUGCUUGGAGAAGGCAAUAGCAUUAGUGAAACCGGGGGUUCGUUUCAGGGAAAUUGGGGAAGUAGUCACUCGACAUGCUUCGAUGUCAGGGUUCUCCGUGGCGAGAUCUUAUUGUGGUCAUGGCAUCGGAGAGCUCUUCCAUUGUGCACCAAAUAUUCCUCAUUAUUCAAGAAAUAAAGCUGUUGGCAUUAUGAAAGCUGGGCAAAUUUUUACCAUAGAGCCUAUGAUCAAUGCUGGUGUUUGGCGUGAUAAGAUGUGGCCUGAUGGCUGGACUAAUGUUACGGCUGAUGGAAAACGUAGCGCUCAGUUUGAGCACACUCUUUUGGUGACUGAAACAGGCGCUGAAGUUCUAACAGCACGUUUGCCAUCAUCACCUAACAUAUUCCCUUGGCUUAACUAAUAAUAGUAAAAUUUCUGACUUUUUGAAGUUACUAUGAAUUUGGAUAUAUAUAUUUUUUGAAAGGAAAUUCAUACAAGUACAAUAAUUGAACAAAAAUAAAUUUUGAAUUGGUACUUGACA